This is a messenger RNA of Cyphellophora attinorum, 927 nucleotides long. RefSeq names its product Cell polarity protein alp11. Gene Ontology annotation, molecular function: microtubule plus-end binding; alpha-tubulin binding. The coding region runs from base 1 to 927 and encodes 308 amino acids. NCBI's taxonomy places the organism in Eukaryota, Fungi, Ascomycota, Eurotiomycetes, Chaetothyriales, Cyphellophoraceae. The transcript has 2 exons. Gene Ontology annotation, biological process: tubulin complex assembly; cytoplasmic microtubule organization; post-chaperonin tubulin folding pathway. The record is from RefSeq and is a predicted model, not a curated record. Gene Ontology annotation, cellular component: microtubule plus-end; cytoplasm; nucleus.
AUGGCUUUCACAGCCACUCAAGAUCUACCAUUGCAGAUCACGGUACCAUCAGACACGCCUUCGGCACCUCCACUUGUCUCCUCGGAGCGCCGUAUCACUCCAUCAUGGACGAUAUCACAGUUGAAGACCAAGCUCGAGCCUAUCACCGGCAUACCGUCAUCGUCACAAUCACUACGCACGCGAGGGAUCGACGGAACAUGGAUCCCGCUGGCGGACGACGAGGCCCAGGUCGGCGAUGCCCGCUACGGUCUGCGGAAAGGCGCCGAAAUUGAGAGCGGGCCAGCCAGCAUGACCGAUGGCCCAUCGCCAAUGAGCAUUUCAAGGACGGUCUAUACUAAUGCCGGGCCAGGUCCUGGACAUCCGCCCUUCUCACCUCCGAGGCAACACCACCGCAUUCAACGACCCCACCGUCGAGAAAUACACCAUGCCCGAAACUACCUAUUCCACCCUCCGAACACAGUCCUCUCCUGGAAGAAGCAGCAGAAACUCGGUCGCUUCGAUCCCAACGCCGCCACGCCCGCUUCCUUAGCCAUCGAGCGUCGCGAGCACGACCGCUCAAUCAUCUCCUCCCGCGGCAUCUCUGCCGGCGUCCGCUGCCGUGUCGGUGGCGAUGAUGGACGACGUGGGCUCGUGAGGUUCACAGGUGAGAUCCCAGGAUUGGGCGGCGAGAGGGAGGCUGGGUGCGUGUGGGUGGGCGUACAGCUGGACGAGCCGGUGGGAAGGAACGACGGCAGCGUGAAGGUGGAGGUCGUGGUCGAGACAGGGGAGGGCAACGAGAAGGUGGAGGAGAAGAGGACGCAGAUGAGGCGAGUGUUCGAAUGCGAGGACAAGUUUGGCGUCUUUGCACGUCCGGAGAAGGUUGAGGUAGGCGAGCAGUGGACUGUGCUGGAUGAUCUAGGCGUUGAUGACGAUAUGGAGGAAUUGUGA